UCGGCCUCGUAGUGUGGACGCGGCCGUUCGCGCCACAGCAUCGUCUGCUUGCCGGACGUCUUUCGCGUUUACUUCUUCAUAUUGGAGAGUUACUCCUCUACAUUUGCGGAGAAUAGUUUAUCAUACCCGGUUAUUUUCCGAUUUUAUCCUUUUUAGAUUAAAUUUCGUUUGGCAUUUUUGAGGAUUAUAUCGGAGACUUUUGAAAGCUACAACCCCUUCAGCAGAAUUGUCAAAAUGACGCCGCGUUGGGGAUGGGGAUUCUGUUUGAUCCUCCUAAUUAUAGCCUGCGAAGCGGGGCGUGACUUCUACAAGAUUCUAGGUGUUCCAAAAACUGCAAGUGUAAAUCAGAUUAAGAAAGCAUACAGAAAGCUUGCCAAAGAAUACCAUCCGGACAAGAACAAAAAUGAUCCUUCAGCAGAAGAGAAAUUCAAGGAAUUAGGAAAUGCAUACGAGGUGCUAAUUGAUGAAGAGAAGCGACAGAAGUAUGACAGGUGUGGAGAGGAAUGUGUGGCCAAGGAAGAUGGCUUCGGAGGAAUGGAUCCUUUCGCCAGCUUUUUCGGUGACUUCGGAUUUAGUUUUGGUGGUGGACAUCCCAGAGAGAGGGAAGUGCCAAGAGGUGGUGAUAUUACUAUGGACAUGAUGGUCACACUGGAAGAACUAUAUGUGGGAAAUUUUGUUGAGAUGGUGCGCAACAAGCCAGUCCUAAGAUCAGCAUCAGGCACACGCAAAUGCAACUGCCGUCAGGAGAUGGUGACAAGACAGCUGGGCCCUGGCAGGUUCCAGAUGACUCAGCAGCAAGUGUGUGACGAGUGUCCAAAUGUCAAGCUGGUGAAUGAAGAGCGAACUCUUGAGUUUGAAAUUGAGCCUGGCAUGGUUGAUGGACAGGAACAUCGUUUCAUUGGUGAGGGAGAACCCCAUAUUGAUGGUGAACCUGGAGAUCUUGUCAUUCGAAUCAAGACCCAGCCACAUGAAAAGUUUGAAAGAAAAGGUGAUGACCUGUAUACCAAUGUCACAUUGUCUCUUCAGGAGGCAUUGCUAGGAUUUGAGUUGGACAUUGAACAUUUGGAUAAGCACAAGGUUCACAUUGUACGAGAGAAACCCACGUGGCCUGGGGCUCGUAUCCGCAAGAAGGGAGAGGGGAUGCCCAAUUAUGAAAAUAACAAUCUAUUUGGUACUUUAUAUAUCACAUUUGAUGUAGAGUUCCCCAAAUCAGAAUUUUCACAAGCAGACAAAGAUGAGCUAUCAAGGAUAUUGAAUCAAGAAUCCAUAGGCCUAGUAUACAAUGGCCUAAGGGGGUACUGAUCUCAGCAAUAAACUAGGGCUUUUGUAUAUGUUGUUAUUAUAUUUAUGUGUGGGGAUUGUCUAAGAAUAAUAACUGAGAAUGAAUGGUCACUUUUGUGUGCAUUAUUUAGCACAUUCGACUUUUGUAGGAAUGAAGUUGAAAUUUCUAAGUUUAAAGAGAACACCACAAAAUUGCAGUACACAGUAUACAGUAACAUCUUUUUUCCCUUUAAUAUACAUCUUGGUACAAAAUUUGUACGAUUUUGUUGCUUUGAUAUCAGUAUCAAGUAAGUUAUUUUUUUAUUGCUUUGUUAAAUGUCAUUAUCAUCUAAUACUCUUUCUUUUAUAUGUCUUGAGAGAGAAGUAAACUCAGGUUUGAGGAGCAUAUACUUUUGUAUUUGGUAAUUGUUUCAUGAAGUCGGCACAAUGAAUGUCAUAUUCAUACAAGAGAGAAACAUACAUUUGCACAUUGUAUAUUUUAUUUUCCAUUAAUAUUAUUUUUAUCUUUAUUGUUAUUAUUGACAUCACAUAUUACUGAAAUUAAAGACUCUUUAUUUACAAAA
Molecule: messenger RNA, 1844 nt
Organism: Penaeus indicus
Lineage: Eukaryota; Metazoa; Arthropoda; Malacostraca; Decapoda; Penaeidae
Gene: shv
Product: dnaJ homolog shv-like
Exons: 8
Coding region: 235-1302 (355 amino acids)
Biological process (GO): protein maturation; protein folding
Cellular component (GO): endoplasmic reticulum
Molecular function (GO): misfolded protein binding
Source: RefSeq, a predicted model, not a curated record